Messenger RNA from Homarus americanus (American lobster), 3384 nucleotides. RefSeq lists its product as uncharacterized. The transcript is spliced from 18 exons. Gene Ontology annotation, molecular function: protein binding; snoRNA binding. NCBI's taxonomy places the organism in Eukaryota, Metazoa, Arthropoda, Malacostraca, Decapoda, Nephropidae. Gene Ontology annotation, cellular component: Pwp2p-containing subcomplex of 90S preribosome; small-subunit processome. The record is from RefSeq and is a predicted model, not a curated record. The coding region runs from base 299 to 3307 and encodes 1002 amino acids. Gene Ontology annotation, biological process: maturation of SSU-rRNA from tricistronic rRNA transcript (SSU-rRNA, 5.8S rRNA, LSU-rRNA).
AACAUGAGAUACGACGAACAGUGAGAUUAACUAAUUACUGUUCUUGUGUCGAUAAAGAAAACAAAAUCCAAUAAUAACCCACAAGUGUUAUAUUAUAAUCGGUUUAAUUAUAUUUGGGCCGCACGGUUUAAAAAAUAGAACAUAACCCAUUAUCAUUUACGCCACCGUGUAAUUUGUUAACAUUGUGUUGUGUUGUGCACGUGUGAGACUGUCAGCCGAAUGUUAACAAUGUCUUAGUGAUCUGUUGCAAUAUUGACCUUUAUUAUAAUAUUUGUGUAAGUAGCAAGGUUUAUAAAAAAUGGCAGAAUUUGUUGAACAGCGCAUCGAAGAGACCAUCCCCGAAAUAGAAGAGAUGGAAAGGAUUGGUCUUUUGGGUGCCAAGGAAGUUAAGAAGUUGAUACAGAAGAGGAGGGAUUUCCAUUAUCGCCUUGCCCGAAGAUCAAAGAAUAAAAUUGAUUUCAUGAACUACGUUGAUUUUGAACAAAAACUCAUUGAAUUGAUUAGAAUCAGAAGAAAGCAAAUUGGGAUACGUGAGAAACGCCAGCAAAUUGAAAAUGCUAUAGGUCUUCGGGUUAUGAAACAGCUGCGGUACAUGUCACGUAUUUGGCCUUCACACCUCGAUACUUGGCGACUUAGAAUUAGUUUUGCUCAGUUUAUUGGCUGGAAACAUGAGAUUGGUGUUGCCUUCACAGAGCAAAUUAAUUAUCAUGGUAAUCAGGAAAGUGUCUGGGUUGCUUGGACCAAGUGGGAAGUAGAAGAAAGACACAAUUUUGAUAAAGCAAGGACGAUCCUUCUUUCUAAAGCUACUCUCUAUCACCCAAACUCAGUCCUGAUUAAAAGAGAGUUAUUUCGACUAGAGCUGUUGUAUGUUGAAUCACUGAAGAAUAAGAUGAAGAAUGACAACAUUGCUGGCUUGGAGGAAAUUGUGGCAGAGAACCGUGAAAAGGUAUUGAAUUGUGCAGUUGCCAGGGCAGUAUACCAAGAUGCUGUCAGCAAACUCCCAAAUCCAGAACUGUAUGUGCAACUCUACCAAGUAGCAGAUAAGUUUGACUUUGCACACCCACUGCGGGAUGAAAUAUACAGAGAUCUUUCUAUUAAGUUCCCUGAUGCUGCUUGUGUUUGGAAACUGAAGGCACAGAGGCUGACACUGGGUUUGAUAGUAGUGAAACAUGAAGAAAAUAUUAAUUCACUAAAAGAAGGAGUUGGUGAAGACAGUGAUGGCAAAGAAGGUGUGGACGUGAAAGAAGAAGAGACAGAUAGUGGCCAAGAAAGUGAUUCUGAAAAUGAGAAUGAGGAAAUAGAAGGUGAAGAAAACAAUGAAGCCAGUUUAGAAAGUGGGGAUAAUGAGAAAGAUAAUAAAAAUAGUGAAGAAGCAGAAGGUGAAGAUAUUAAAGUGAAAGUUUUACUAGAAGAACAGGUUAUCAAGAAAGAGGAAGAUAUAGUAGAAAGUAAAGCUACAGAUGUUGUCUCUAACCCACCAACAGAGAUGGGGUCAAUGAAAAAGUUGGAGUGCGUCAUCUCUACCUUUGAUGAAGCUGCAAGAGUAAUUGGGAAAAGCUUUGUGAAGACCUACAUUAGUGAGUUACUGCCUCUACUGUACCAGUGUUGGGGUUUGGAAGCCAUGACUGACCUGAUUUUCAAGAAGCUGUUGAUGUUGAUGGAGGCACACACAGCUUCAUUAUCUCCACUGUGUUUUUUUGUUUGGUAUAAGGUGUUGUGUGAGCAGUCAUGGCCCACCAGUGAGAUGCAGACUGUUCUGGAGGAGGCUGUAACAUGUCACCCAGAGGCAGCAUAUUUGCAGUUGGAACUUGUGCGGCUUAUUAUGAGAGAGGAAACUGAUGAAGCACGACUUUUGAAAGAAUUUGGCAAAGUGCUUACUUCCAUGAAGGGAGACUGUGGUCUCCAGGCAUUGUUGGAAAUAACCAUCCAUGUGACAAAUGACACCCUGAGGACCAAGAUGUUUAUCCAGGCAGCUGAUCAUGAAGAUGCUACAAUGGCACGAGGAAUGAGGAUCCAGCAUCUGAAACAGACUGGCCUCCAGAAAGGUAUUAAGGGAACUCGCAAGUUGUACAACAAGUUAAGUUGGAAACCACCAUUUGCUGCCAAACUACAUGCCCAGAUGGUGGAGCUGGAGUUGUCACAAGUUGAAGUUGAUGCUGAAAAAGUCAGGCUGGUCUUCAACAAUGCAAUUCAGCAACAUGGAACUAUCCACCCAGGUUUGUGGUUGGCUUAUAUCCAGUUUGAAAAGUACCAGGGUGAUCCUUUGAAGACAGGAGGACUCUUCACUAGAGCUGAGAGAGAACUAGAACCCAAACAUGCUCAAAUAUUUAGGGAACUCAAUAUGACUAUAAGAGACCUACUUGAAAAGAAUGAACCAUCCUCUCCUGAUCAUCAGAGCAAAACUGUUCUGGUCGAGAACGUAGAACAAAAUUUGGAAGAAGAUGAUGAUGCAGCUGUCUGUAAGCCUGCCCUUGUGUCUCUGUUUAAAGAAGAACUGAUGCUCUCACACACUGCCAAUAAAGAGCGCAGGCAGUUUUUCUUAAAUAUUAACACCAUGGAGAAGCAACUGGAUAAAGGUAAGGGUGAUGCUCCAAAGGAAGAUGGAAGUGACUGGGAGCCUGUAUUACAAGCUUUAAUUGGUCAUAAAAUAAUACUAUCUGUCCAACAAGUAAAAGUCAAAGAGGCACCUCCAAAGAAGAAUAAAGGUUCUACAGAUAAGAUGAUUGCCCCGAGGUUUAAGAAACAGUACCAGCCAACUGAUCAGUUAAGAACAGAAGAGGAUAAAAAUGUGAAGAUAGAAAGUGAGGAUGGUAUACAGAAGAUCCUCAAGACGUCUACAGUGUUGAAGCCGGAGUUCAUGCAACAGACCCACCUGACUCCAUAUAUUAUUGGCAAGAAAAAAGCCAAGAACCUACGCAGGAAAGAGCUUGAGAAGACAAAGGGUCCUGGCUGGUAUGACAUGAAGGCUCCGGAGUUGACAGAGGAAGUCAAACGGGACCUGGAAGUGCUACAGAUGCGCUCGGUUCUUGAUCCUAAAAAACAUUACAAAAACAGAGAUAUGAAGGUGCUGCCUAAGUAUUUCCAGCUUGGACGUGUGUUGGAUAAUCCAGUUGAGUUCUACUCUUCCCGUGUUCCAAAGAAGGAUAGGAAACGAUCCCUAGCUGAAGAAAUUAUUCACGACGAAGAAGCUCUGCGGUACCAAAAGCGUAAAUACAACGAAAUAAUAGCGUCUAAACAGAAGACCGUGUUCAGGCAUCACUCACGCAAGAAGAAGAACAGCAGCAAAAAGGGGGAGAGAAAGAGCUAAGUCUGUUCCAUACUUUAGCUUAAAAGAGUUUUUAUGUGUUUGUAUUGUAUUUUAAGAUUUAAAGUUAUAUGAAAAAC